Molecule: messenger RNA, 1494 nt
Organism: Leishmania major strain Friedlin
Lineage: Eukaryota; Euglenozoa; Kinetoplastea; Trypanosomatida; Trypanosomatidae
Source: the annotation of a RefSeq genome assembly
UGCGAGCAGCACCGACGCUUCCACGUCGGCGGACAAGGUGUGCACCACAGCUGUGCACUUCGAAGGCGCCUUGGCAGGACGAAGUCCCCCACGCCUACGCGAAAAUGUGUUGGCACAAUGGCAACCCGCAUCGGCGGCUUCUUCGUGGGCGGCAGCCACAUGGUGCUAGUGGCGGCAAACAGCAGCGGUGCCCCCGAGGCGACCGCGAGCAUGCUCGAUGACGCGGGUGGGCUGGGCCAUUGGCGGCCUCGUCGACCAUGGGCGGAGGGAGAAACGUAUGCUCGAGUUGACGACCACACAGCGCUACUACGACGGCAAGGAAAAAGACGAGGUGUUGCGCGGGAAGGGCCGCAUGAUCUUCGCCAACCACGACUUCUUCGAGGGCAACGUCGCCACUGGAAGCAACAGGGUGUGCACUAUCUCAUACGCCACGCUGGCUGGGCGGGCUUACCUGCAGCCGUUCUUUCAGGGCCAACCGUGAGGCAAAGAGCUUCUCACCGCCUCCAAGGAGAGCGGCGUCGGUGGCGGUGAGGCCCGCGAGGCUACCGUGACGGCAGCGAGUUUGUGCGAUGGCCACACGUUGGCGGCGGGCGACGUCCCGAAAAUGGAGGUGGCGCUGAGGGCAGCGGAGGGCACGCGAGCACCGAACGCGGUGAUGCCAGCGUACGCAGCGCCAUUGCUGGAUUGCCCAUCAACUGUCGUGCUCGCCUCGGCUGCACAGUCCGGCUCCUUCCCGGCCGACGCUGCUCUGGCGUUAGUAACGCUCUCUUUCAAAGAAGCUGAAAGCACUGCUGCCGCUGCAGCGGCGGCCGUCUCUGUCUUCGACGAAGGCAACACGCCUUGUGGACGGUGAGUUCGACUGACAGCACGCUUGCUCCGCUAGCUCCGGCGACUGUUUCAGAAAAGUGGACGGAUCCGUCGUCAACCGCCGCGCGUGGCUCCGGUGUGACGACGGAGAAGACACAGGACACAAAUGAUGCGAUCAGUGAGGUGUCGGCGGCGGACGCGGAUGGGUACCUUGACGAAGAAGUUGCGGUGAACGGUGCUGAGCUGAGCACUGGUUUUCGCUCGGCUUCCAUGACGCCCCUGUAGUCUAGCGCCAAAGACGACGGAUGCCUCGGCUGGCUGCAGAAGCGCUCCAUCGGCUGCGAGAAGCUCAGCCUCAUGGUGAGUUGGAGGAACCGCGACGUUAUGCUGGCGAGGUGCAACAACCGCAUGUACGUGGGGUACUACGAGGACAAGCUGUGCCAGAAGCCCAUUGACGUGAUCCGGCCUGGCCCGGCAGACAGGUGCGUUGUCUACCACGAGCGGUGUGGGGAGUGCACGCUGCUGCUACGCGCCGGCAACGCGGCCAGACAGGACCGAUGCGGUGGCGCGCUGCGCACGUUCCCUCGAAUUGUGGACUGCGAGACCAGCUUCUCGAUGGGCCUGUCGCAAUCGGAACCCGGUGCCAGUGACGCGUGCGUCCUGCUCACCUCUCUCGCCGCACCCCUG